CCCGUCGUAACCUGAUAUCUGGCAGCCUACUCAGACUGUACUGUACAUGUAGAGGCAACCGGUGCGCUUCACAAGGGCGGUUGUACGGUACUGUAUGCAGCUGUACACUACUACACACAUAUGUCGUCCGGUCAUGAAUACUAUUCAAUGAGGGGGGUUCGUGUAACCGACCGCUUGUGCCGCCAGCGGCAACGCCUUCUCUUGCGUAUGCGACCUUCCUAUUUAAGACAGGCUAGUACAGUACGCCUUGGUUUGUUCCCUCCCACUCACAAUCAUUUGCAGCAGCAGCAAUGGCGGCUACUCUGUUCUGCCUUCUGUACGGGGACGAUCCUCGGAGGGUAUUCGCCGUGCAAGUUCCGUCGGAUUUCGCUUCUACAUUCACCGUCGCGCAACUUCGCAGCCUCGUGUUUGCUCAAACUUCGUUCUCAAACUCCGCAGCAGUAGCAGCAGGAGCGGGGGGACGACCAGAGACACCUUACACCGCUGCGGACGUUACGUUGUACCGAAUCGACGAGGAGGAUGCGCUUGGCGUCACAGACGACCGGCUGAGGCGCGUUUCUCUGACCUGCAGUCCUCCCCACAUCCAGGACAUGUUUCGCGUCACCGAACUGGAUGACCCGUUGGCGGAUGUGUGGACCUUGCUUGCUCCGAGGGAUACGGCACAGCAACCCCGCCUGGACUUUCUGGUCAAAGUAAGGAGGUCGGUCGACGAUGUGGACUCCCUCGCGCCACUUCCACCGGCUUACAGUGAGGCUUUGGUUGGCGACGAGGAAGGGGAUCAACGCCUACCUGGUGGAGCCGUCACGUUUCGACCCACGAGUGCUGAGCCAUCACGCCUUGAGUUUCCUGGAAAGUCUCAGGCACGCAGUGCCGAUGAUCCCGAGUCAGCAGCAUUACGAGAAGCGCCCGCUUCACCGGCCCCGAUGGCGCCGAUUGUGAAUCCCGCGCGACCUGCAAAUCCUACGACAUCGGGAUCAGGUGUUGCCGCAACUGUUAGGCCUGUCUCGGUUUACCCGAAGCUUUCAUCACAGACGGACACGCAUGUCCCCCAUCAACCCGUCACGAAUCCUUCUGCAACAAAUACGUUGGUAGCAAUCGAUGGGGACCAGAUAGAGACGGCUUCGAAUCCUGGGAUGGAACGCCAAGGAGAUCCCGGAAACACGACCGGCACGCGUCAAGGAAAAAAUGGCCGCGCCGCCUUGUUCAGCGUACGCACCUGGCCGAGAUCAAGACGCUACUUGGCGCUCUCCGUCUUUGGCGUUCUCAUCGUCAUCGGCAUUGCUGCGGGUGUUUUCAAAUUGAUGCAAUCAAACCACGAGGCUCCGGCGUCCACAACGCAGCCUACCACCUCGUCGACCACCACUUCAUCAAUUCUUCCAACUCCGACGGCGGUUGCGGAUCGUUCUCUGCGUACGUUUGUUAAUCACACUGAUGGAGUCAAUACUAUGGCAAUCUCCGCAGAUGGCAAACAGUUUUUCAGCGCUAGCAGAGACCAUACCGUGAAACAGUGGGACAUCACCGGACAGAUAAUCCGCAACUUUGCGGGUCAUCGCGACUGGGUCAACGGAUUAGCUCUCUCGCCCGAUGGAACGCUCUUUAGCGGCAGUGGCGAUCACACCAUCAUCCAGUGGAACAUCUCCACGGCGAAUGUCCUUCAACAAUUCCCUGGACACUCUGACGGUGUCAACACUAUUGUUCUGUCGCCUGACGGGAGAUUCGUCUUCAGCGGCAGCUAUGACAAAACAAUCAAGCUGUGGUCCGUGGAGACGGGAGAAAACAUCGGCACCUUCACUGGCCAUUCGGGCCAGGUGUAUUCGCUCGCAGUAUCUCCGGACGGGCGGCACCUCUUCAGCGCCAGUGGUGACUUCACUAUCCGGCAGUGGGAUGUUGCCACGGGGGAGACCCUCCAGAUCUUUACCGGUCACACGGACCAAGUCAACGGCAUUGCGCUCUCACAGGAUGGGACCAUGCUUUUCAGCGGGAGUGGGGACAAUACCAUCAUCCAGUGGAAUGUCACUACCACCCGUUCUGUAAAGAAGUUCGCUGGCCAUCCAAGUGGCAUCCGCUGCGUCGCCCUAUCACGCGACGGUACACUGCUGUUCAGCGGCGGCGUUGACAAAACCAUCAAAGAAUGGAUCGUGGAUACCGCGGAGAACGUGCACACGUUCCCAGGUCACCGAGAUGAAGUCUUGGCCCUAGCGACGUCCCCGGAUCUGAAGCAAGUCUUCAGUGGAAGCACUGACAAGACCAUCAAGUUGUGGACGGCGUAAGAACGCUGCUUACUUAACCCCCGGCGCGUAGCGAAGGACGUUGUUUGAGUUUUGUCUUCCGAGUCCCAUACCUAAUAUAGAGUUAGAUAACAAGUUGACUAGAGAUAUGUCUUAAGUUUCUAGCGGGGUUACUCCCGUUUUCAGGUUGAGAUUCAUUCGAGAUAGUGGCCGUUCGUUUCUUCCUCCAUUAUAUAUCCUUUCCAAACCGAAUAAUAUUCGUAUCGGCGUGAGGAAAAAGCCGGUGAAGCACAGGUCAGACAUGGGAGUCG
This is a messenger RNA of Fimicolochytrium jonesii, 2539 nucleotides long. Its product is annotated as WD40-repeat-containing domain protein. Bases 291 to 2270 code for a protein of 659 amino acids. Lineage: Eukaryota; Fungi; Chytridiomycota; Chytridiomycetes; Spizellomycetales; Powellomycetaceae. The transcript has a single exon. The record is from RefSeq and is a predicted model, not a curated record. Gene Ontology annotation, molecular function: protein binding.